Messenger RNA from Schistosoma rodhaini, 564 nucleotides. NCBI's taxonomy places the organism in Eukaryota, Metazoa, Platyhelminthes, Trematoda, Strigeidida, Schistosomatidae. The record is from the annotation of a GenBank genome assembly.
AUGCCAGUUCAAUUCUGGGUAUUGUGCUGCUCAAAGUGUUGCACGUUUCAAGUACAUCAUCGUAUAAAGUCGAAAACCUGGGUUUGCAAAGUUUGCUCUUGCAAGCAGUCAGUUUUAAAGGUUUUCGCAGAAGGAAUUGCUCAAGAAUGUCGUAAAGUUGUACAGAAGUUAAAUAGACAAGGUGUUCUUCGUCAAAUGAAUUUGCAUGAAUAUGGGCUACUAAAUCAUCCAAGAGCACCGCAAUCGAGUUCAAAUAUAGAUUUGUCUGGAAAAACUAUGCCAACAAAAAAUUCCCUGUCCAAAGAUGAAAUUACCUCAGCUCAAGAUAUUGAUACUGCUGAUUCUAAUGAGUGUCUGACAGUAGAGUCUCAGGAAAUCUCCUACCGUUUAUAUCCAUAUUCGAAAACCUCUGGUUCUCAAACAAAGAUGAACACUAGUAACCCAAAAGAUAUCUUAGUUCCGAAUUCUACAGUUUCCAGUCAAACAAGUCCUUUUUUGCCGCCUGAUAAAUCAAAUACAGAUUCAUCUCAAAAAUUUAUUUCAAAAUGGGAUAUCUACUUGUAA